AUGGAUCACCUGACUGCGCUCUUCCAGGAGAUGUGGCGUCAAGGUGAAGUCCCGCAAGAUUUCAAGGACGUAACUAUCGUGCACCUAUACAAGCGCAAAGGGAAUCGCCAAGUCUGCGACAACCACCGCGGCAUCUCCCUACUGAACAUCGCCGGGAAGAUCUUCGCUCGCAUCCUGCUCAACCGCCUCAAUAACCAUCUGGAACAGGGCCUUCUGCCGAAAAGCCAAUGCGGCUUCCGUCGUCAUCGUGGGACCACGGAUAUGAUCUUCGCCGCCCGCCAACUUCAGGAGAAGUGCCAGAAGAUGCGGACCCACCUGUACUCUACCUUCGUGGACCUGACGAAAGCCUUCGACACGGUGAAUCGUGAAGGACUGUGGAAGAUCAUGCAGAAAUUCGGCUGUCCGGAGCGAUUCACUCAGAUGGUGCGUCAGCUGCACGACGGUAUGAUGGCGGGAGUCACGGACAACGGAGCUGUCUCAGAGGCAUUCGCAGUGACCAACGGAGUGAAGCAGGGCUGUGCGCUGGCACCUACCCUCUUCAGUCUCAUGUUCUCUGCCAUGCUGAUGGACGCCUACCUCGACGGACGCCCUGGAAUCCGCAUCGCCUAUAGAACGGACGGUCAUCUCCUGAAUCAACGGCGCAUGAACUUCCAAUCGCGUGUAUCCACAGCCACCGUGCACGAACUCCUCUUCGCCGACGACUGCGCCCUGAACACCACCUCAGAAGUGGAGAUGCAACGGAGCAUGAACCUAUUCUCCGCUGCCUGUGAGAACUUUGGGCUGGUUAUCAACACGCAGAAGACGGUGGUGAUGCAUCAGCCGCCUCCUAGCUCAGCCACAGCCCCCAGCGCGCCGCAAAUCAACGUGAAUGGGACUCAACUGCAAGUGGUAGAGAACUUCCCGUACCUGGGCAGCACGCUCUCCCGCAACACCAAGAUCGGCGACGAAGUCGCCAACAGGAUCUCGAAAGCCAGUCAAGCCUUCGGUCGCCUCCAAAGCACAGUUUGGAAUCGUCAUGGUCUUCAACUAAGCUCAAAGCUGAAGAUGUACAAGGCCGUCAUCCUGCCGACGCUACUGUAUGGGGCAUAG
Spirometra erinaceieuropaei is the source of this 1089-nucleotide messenger RNA. Lineage: Eukaryota; Metazoa; Platyhelminthes; Cestoda; Diphyllobothriidea; Diphyllobothriidae. The record is from the annotation of a GenBank genome assembly.